CUCGCACAUAUUUCUCCUCUCUUUUGAAAUCGAUAAAAGCGAAACUGCGACAUGGAAGCAAGAUGGGAAGCAACUUCCGCAGUGGAUUUUUGAAAAAGUCAAAUGAAAGUUGCAGACUUAUUACUACUACGGUGUUAGGAGUUGUCCUUGGAUACUUUCUUGGAAAUUUCCUUCCAGCAUUAACCAGCUCCCAGCUUACUGUACUUCCCAGACUUUCUACCUUUGAGACCUCAUUCAUUGAAAACAGUAGAUCUCUUGGGAAUAGCCUUUCUUUAGCAUCGAAACAUGGUUUGAACAGAUCUAGACCUUCCAAGAGUCACCGGUCAAGUGAUCCCUUGAAGAUUUAUGUAGAAACAAAUCCUCGUGGUGCAGAGCUGUUACCUCCAGGGAUUAUCGUUUCUGAAUCUGAUUUCUAUCUGCGUAGAUUGUGGGGUGACCCUGAACAGGACCUGAAAGCGAAGCCAAAGUACCUGGUUACAUUCACUGUUGGAUUUGAUCAAUGGAAAAAUAUUGAAGCUGCAAUUAAAAAGUUUUCGAAGGAUUUCACCAUUGUGCUCUUCCACUAUGAUGGCCGGACUAGUGAAUGGGAUCAGUUUGAGUGGUCCAAGCAUGCAAUUCAUGUCAGUGUGAGGAAGCAAACAAAAUGGUGGUACGCAAAGCGGUUUUUACAUCCGGAUGUUGUAGCAGCUUAUGAUUACAUAUUUAUAUGGGAUGAAGAUCUUGGAUUAGAACACUUCAAUGCAGCAAAGUACCUUAAAUUAGUAAAGAAACAUGGUCUAGAGAUAUCACAACCUGGUCUAGAGCCAGACAAAGAGUUAACAUGGGAGAUGACCCAAAGGAGAGGCAACAGUGAAGUUCACAAGGUGACAUUAGAAAAACCAGGCUGGUGUACUGACCCACAUUUGCCUCCGUGUGCAGCUUUUGUGGAGAUUAUGGCUCCAGUAUUUUCAAAGAGUGCUUGGCGUUGUGCUUGGCAUAUGAUACAGAAUGAUUUGGUUCAUGGAUGGGGACUGGACUUUGCAUUGCGAAGAUGUGUGAUGCCCGCUCAUGAGAAAAUUGGUGUCGUUGACUCACAAUGGAUUGUUCAUCAAGCUGUGCCUUCUCUUGGGAACCAAGGAAUAUCUGAGGAUGGUAAAGCACCAUGGCAAAUGGUGAGGGAGAGGUGCAAAUUUGAAUGGUCACAGUUCCAAGCUCGCCUUACAAAUGCUGAGCAAGAUUAC
Messenger RNA from Asparagus officinalis (garden asparagus), 1220 nucleotides. RefSeq lists its product as uncharacterized. The transcript has 15 exons. Lineage: Eukaryota; Viridiplantae; Streptophyta; Magnoliopsida; Asparagales; Asparagaceae. The record is from RefSeq and is a predicted model, not a curated record. The annotation marks the transcript as partial.